AUGGAUGUCUCAGAGGAGGACACAGUCCAGUUUACUGUGACUGUCAAGGAUCUUCAGAACCUUGCCGAGGUCGUCGCUGGCUCUGCUCUCACUGUGCCCCAGUCCAUUCUCGCCAUCGCGAAACGAGCGAUCAAACUCAGAAAAACCGUCACUUCCUGGUUCUUGGGACACGGCGAUUCUGAGAAUAACAAACGGCACACUCAUUUUAUCACUGUUCUCGAGCAAAUUUGCGAGACCUUGGAGUGGAAGACCAACGGAGCUUCGGAAUCUGACGCCAAGCAAUCAACUUCAACAUCUGGAGCUGAACGUGACGAUGCAGAUACCUCCGAGUUCAUGAAUAGAUUUGCUGUUCUCACCGUCGAGGAGCCACGGGAAUUCGCGCAGACAGAGCCGACUUAUGCCGGUACAAAGAAAAUCGUGAAGGUAGACAUCGAUGAGGAAGAUGACCAGGCGGAGUCGUAUCCUGGUCAAUCCUUCUUCAAGACGCUCUGCCUGUUCCGGGAUCUACAGAACAUGCGGAAAUUCAUCACCCAAACUUGGUCGGAGUAUCGAGAGAGGAAAAUAGAUCUGAUGAAUGCCUCUAUUGUGACUGACAGUGCCUUACAGCUCGCAAAGCAUCUCGCGGACAAGGUGGAAGCUGAGUGGCAUACAUCCGGGUUAUUGAAAAGCGAUGACGUCCAGAAGCUCAACGAAGACAAAACUAUCUUCCUUUCACUGUUACCUGAGUUCUGCACGGCCAAUACCUUCCGAGUCGAGAUUCCUGCCCAGGAUAUGGUUACCCGAGGGCUUGUUGAAUUUGCCAAGACAAAAAAGGUUCCUCUAUGGCUUUCCUUUGCCUCCCAGAUCUUCCUCGACGUCCAUCACACCAUGCGAUACGGUCCUUUAGGUGCAUUAGAAGACCUUCGGAUGUCUGGACUCCGCAUAGAGAAGACUGUGAAAGAUUACAUGCAACUAACAAAGUCUCACCCUCAGCCUCAAUUCUGGCCAAAAAUGGGUGAUGCCGAACUUCAAGCUAUUGGAAUGGUUGUCAAGUUAUGGAUCAUAGAAGACGAGUUCCUCGAGAUGCGAGCACGUUCUGCUAGCUUCGGGGGCCUCCCUGCCCCCGACAAGCAUGCACUUUUCUCGGGGCAUUCUAUUUUCUGUGGCUUGAUCCUAUUUCACCUUCAUAUGCGGCUGCAGUCUAUUGGCAAACAGCUUGUCACGCAAGGGUAUGACGUCCAGCAGCUAGCUUUCUUACACAACCUUGUCAUUCAAUCUCCAAUGUACAAGAACGUCAAAUGGCCUGACAUGGAUACCUUCGUCAAGAUCCACGGUGGGUCUCACAUCUUUAUUGGAUUCUCAUCUGCUACCCGUUUUACCCGUGAUUCACGGAAAAAAGACGCCGGGAUUGGAAACAUUGACCGGGUCCUGGACGAGCUUUUCAAAAAGUCGAAUCUGGAGAACUGCAGCAAGAAGCGCCAUCGAUCCAAGCGAAAAUCUAUCGCCUCUCGACAAGGGUUCAAUUUCCACAACAUCGUCGCGAGCGCUGGCGACGUCAUGCGGGAUUAUUUGCGGAAGAACGGAGGUGUCGCAUGCAAAGAGCUAAGGGUUUUCUGCAAAAACAAGAAGCCAAUUCACGAUGAUCCUGAUUACGACAAAGGUAAAGAGGGGGAUGAGCCUUUUUAUUCUUGGCCGAACGUUGAAGAUAUCCUCGACCCUAAGCUUGUGGCCUCGCUCCAGACCGGGAUUCCGAUAGCUUAG
Molecule: messenger RNA, 1740 nt
Organism: Penicillium cataractarum
Lineage: Eukaryota; Fungi; Ascomycota; Eurotiomycetes; Eurotiales; Aspergillaceae
Exons: 6
Coding region: 1-1740 (579 amino acids)
Source: RefSeq, a predicted model, not a curated record